Messenger RNA from Penicillium macrosclerotiorum, 1794 nucleotides. RefSeq names its product bifunctional C97 family peptidase/thioredoxin family protein. Gene Ontology annotation, molecular function: peptidase activity. The record is from RefSeq and is a predicted model, not a curated record. The transcript is spliced from 4 exons. Gene Ontology annotation, biological process: protein modification by small protein removal. Bases 1 to 1794 code for a protein of 597 amino acids. NCBI's taxonomy places the organism in Eukaryota, Fungi, Ascomycota, Eurotiomycetes, Eurotiales, Aspergillaceae.
AUGGAUGUGGAACUGUAUGUUUACGACCUGUCUAAGGGUCUUGCGCGCGUGUACUCGCAACCUUUGACAGGUACUCAAAUAGAUGCCAUAUAUCACACCUCCUUGGUCCUUGGAGGGGUCGAGUACUACUUUGGUCAGGGUAUUCAAACGGCCUCUCCCGGCAGUACCCACCAUGGACAGCCCAUGGAGAAAGUGCAUAUGGGGAAAACAGAGCUCCCAAACGAUGUGAUUGAAGAGUAUCUUGGCUCUCUUGGAAGUAUAUAUACGCCAGAGUCAUACGAUCUUUUUCUUCACAACUGCAAUAACUUCACUCAGGAUUUUGCAAUGUUCCUGGUCGGCAAAAGUAUCCCAGAUAAUAUUCGGAAUCUACCUCGCACAUUUCUGGAUACUCCAUUUGGGCAGAUGAUGAAGCCGCAGAUCGAGAUGGCUUUGAAGGGAGUCACACAGGGCUCUGGUCCCAGUCCCAUCUCUGGUCCAAGUACGCAGUCCCCUCCAGUAGGCCCCCCGCAUACGGGAACAGCAUUCAAGCCUAUGACAUCGGUCUCUCCAACAUUAGGCACGGUCCGCAUUGUCAGCAACCUUGCUCAACUCGAAAGUGAACUGGCAGCUGCAUCGGACUCGUGCGCCGUCAUCUUUUUUACCUCAUCCACAUGCCCGCCUUGCAAGGUUGUUUAUCCAACCUAUGAUGAGCUGGCAGAAGAGGCGGGUGAGCGGGCAAGGCUCAUCAAGGUGGAUGUUGGCAUGGCUUACGAUGUGAGCUCCAAGUACAGCGUGCGCGCAACUCCUACGUUCAUGACCUUCAUUAAAGGCAAGAAACAAGAUCAAUGGAGUGGUGCUAGCCCAGCCCAACUCAAGGGCAGAAUUCGCAUGCUGAUAGAAAUGGCAAAUCCACCUCACCCGCACCGGAAUCUCCGACUGCCUAGUCUGCAGCGCAAUAUCACCAAUUUUGUUAUGUACAAGAAAGUCCCACCCCUGGAUAAACUCCUGCAGAAACUACCCGCCGAUUUCAAAGCAUCUCCCAGUAUUGCACCCGUUAUCGACUUUGUGAAAGUUCGCUACUCAACGAGCAAUGGAAAUUCGUUGGCCGCGGAUACCCGAGUUCCUGACCUCCACAGCUUCGCUACCACCUUGAGAUCAAUAUAUACCAGUCUUCCAAGCGAGAGUCACUUUGCAGUUGUCGACCUUGUGCGUCUAUUUUUCCUCGACCCGCGUGUGAGUGGGUACUUUGCCGAAGAAACUGGCCAUAUUACCCUCCUCACUCUGCUUGGUCCGCUCUCUGAAGAGGACUUGCCUUCAUGUCCCUAUAAUCUCCGCAUUGUUGCUCUUCAGCUAGCUUGCAACCUUUUCAGCACUCCGUUAUACCCAGAACAGCUCGCAUCAUCGACGUCGGCCUUGCGAGAGACGUGCCUCCGACUAGCAACUAACUCUCUACUUGACUCGCAUUCGAAUCUUCGAGUGGUUGCAGCUUCGUUUGCCUACAAUAUCGCCGCUUUCAAUCAUAAUUCUCGAUUUCACGGAAAAUCCGAUCUCUUCUCAGAGGAAGACCAGGUCGAGCUUGCCGCCUCCCUGCUUGAAGCCAUCUCGCGUGAAGACCAGAGUCCUGAAGCUCUGCAUGGCCUGCUGUUUGCUCUUGGUCUCCUGGUCUACGAAGCACCGCUAGAUGGAACACUUGUUGAUUUGUGUCGAGCGAUGGGCGUCUCUGAGACGGUUGCUGCUAAAUCUAAGGUUACGAUUUUGCAAAAGGAGCCGCUCCUCAAGGAAGUGGGCGAGGAACUACUUGGGAAAGGUCUUUAG